AUGCGCCGCUCAAAAAUCAAUGUGCUCGUCUCUACAUUUGGUGGACUCGGGGUUCCACCUACCCUUAAUAUACCCGUUUCGGCCUCGACGACUGUGUCCCAGCUUCGAGAUGAGCUCAACGAAAAACUCCCUAUAACGAACACAAGGCUCAUCCUUUCGACGCUCUGCAAUAUCCAGCUACCUCAAAAAUCGCAGACUUCCUUGGCGAAAUAUCUACCCGCCAGUGAUGAUGAUUUUCUAUCCCUGCGGCUUUCCAUCCCCGUGUGCGGUGGCAAGGGCGGGUUCGGAUCACAAUUGCGGGCAGCUGGUGGCCGCAUGUCGUCACGGAAGAAGAAGAACCAAGAUGACCAUGCUUCCAGCCGCAAUCUAGACGGCCGAAGGUUGCGCACGGUGACUGAGGCAAAAGCCCUGGCAGAAUACCUUGCAAUAAAACCCGAUAUGGAAAAAAAGGAAAAAGACAGACGACGACAAAGAUGGGAGCAGAUUGUUCAAGUGUCUGAAACAAAAGAAGCCGAAAUAAGGGAUGGUACUAAAGGCCGACUUGACGGUAAAUGGGUUGAAGAUAAAGAGGAAGCCAACGAGAAGACACGAGAGGCGGUAUUGGCCGUCAUGAAGUCCGGGCACUACACCGACAAUCUCACCAGCACAUCCCACGGUUCUGCAUCCAGCAGUCAGAGCAAAAACCCCUCUGGUACUGAUAACGGCGAAUCCAGCUCGAAUGCAAGCUCUAAGGAGUCCUCGCCUCGAACGAGAAUGGAGGACGUGGGCAAGAGUAGGACGAGAACAUUCUUCGGGUUCGAUGAAGAUGAUGAGUUUAUGAGCUCGGAAGAUGAACAAGGCUGA
Messenger RNA from Drechmeria coniospora, 843 nucleotides. RefSeq lists its product as uncharacterized. Bases 1 to 843 code for a protein of 280 amino acids. The transcript has a single exon. The record is from RefSeq and is a predicted model, not a curated record. Gene Ontology annotation, cellular component: nucleus. Lineage: Eukaryota; Fungi; Ascomycota; Sordariomycetes; Hypocreales; Ophiocordycipitaceae.